Messenger RNA from Rhinocladiella mackenziei CBS 650.93, 2394 nucleotides. RefSeq lists its product as uncharacterized. The record is from RefSeq and is a predicted model, not a curated record. Lineage: Eukaryota; Fungi; Ascomycota; Eurotiomycetes; Chaetothyriales; Herpotrichiellaceae. The transcript has a single exon. The coding region runs from base 1 to 2394 and encodes 797 amino acids.
AUGGAUCAUCUUCUCAAGAUGACAUACGCCAUCUAUCCAGACAUUGAAAUCCCGUACCUCUGUGAUGGCUGGACAUAUUCGGAUCCCUUUGAAACAUACCCAGAAAGACUGGGCUUCACGAGAUCUGAUCUGAUAAAUGCUCCGUCCUCGACCCAACCAGCUACAGAAGUCGACAAGCUCCUCCAAGCGUUAUUGUUCUUCGGCCUGCUUCAAACCAUUUUUGGCUCAUUAUUUGAACGAAAUCAAUUCAUUCGGUCAAACCCGACUGGACAACGUAUCAUAUCUACACAACAUCUACGGAGAAUGACGGUCUACUUCAACGAGAAAAGACCAGAUCGCCUAGAUCCCGGAUGGAACAAAGAAUGGAGGAAUAUACGAAAAUACCUGGUUUUGGCAAAUUCGAUUGUCGUGGCACGACAGGAAAAUUGCGAGGCGCUGGGCCGGGUACAGACGCCGACUCAACUUCUGCUGACAGUGUUGCUUCAGUUCCUGGCGAAAAAUUUAGGUAUACCUGAUGAAGUAAGACGGUCAAGAAAUCUCAAGAGUGGAUUGAUUGAAAACAUGAUGAUUGAACGCGGCUGGUGUCGCAGACAGGUUGCCUAUCUUACCGAAUCCUUACAUGUUGAGAGUUUGUAUACGCUUUCACGAAUCGAGAGGCCAGAUGCGCACUUGCGGCACUCGAUGGCCUGUGAGACUGUUGAUUGCGUGGCGAAUCAAGUGGACAGAGAGACCUACAGGACCAAACAUGUCUGUCAUGACGGCUCCUGUGCCCCUGUCACUGCGAAUCAAGAGGAAAUGUUCAACAUGCUUAAAUCCGGCCAUUUACCACUUAUUGCGAACCGAAAUUAUGCGGACCGAAAUGACAUCAAAUUGCUUGAUACACGGAGCGCCCGGACAUACGUGGCAGUAUCUCAUGUCUGGUCGCACGGCUUGGGUAACCCAAGAAACAACUCGUUGCCCAAAUGUCAACUAGCUCGUCUGAACCAGAUUGUGAAUGAUCUUUACGGACACGAGGAAGAAGAGCAGGGGGUUUCGGUGCCGUACUGGAUCGAUACCAUUUGUUGUCCUACAGAUCCGACAGAAGCCAGGGCCCUUGCGAUUCUGAACCUCAGAAAGACGUACAGAGGAGCGGACAAGGUUCUUGUUCUUGAUGCAAAUUUGGAAGUAAUUAAUUCUGCACCACUUUUCGUCCCCGAGAUAGCUCUCCACAUCUCCUGUUCCACCUGGCUGACAAGGCUCUGGACACUUCAAGAAGGCGCCCUCGCUGCAUCCAUCUACUUCCACUUCGCUGACCGGAUCAUCGAUCUGGCAUCCAUAGAGUGGAGUCUGCGGUAUGAUCGUUCAUGCCGCGAAUUCAGCGAUCUUUUAGGGGGUUUAUAUAAUUUCCGCCACGCGGACCAGAAAGACAUGGGCCUUCCAGCGUCGGGCUUGAUACAGUUCCUCCACGCCUCUGUCCGGAAUCGGUCAACUAGCUAUGCGAGCGAUGAGGCACUGUGUCUCGCAACGUUGGCGGGUCUAGAUAUGGAGGAUAUUGCCAGGUUCGAAGGGGUGGAAGAUCGGAUGUAUGAGUUCUGGAGGCUGCUGAGACCGGCUCCAUCACUGAUGGCAUUCUGGAGUGGACCCAGGAUGAGAACGAAGGGACGUAGAUGGGGCCCGAGGACGUUGAGGGGGGGAUUCGAUUUGAAUUUGGAUAUGAAAAUGGCGGCCAGAGAGGAGGAGGAGGCGAGUAUGAGAGGUGAAAAAGGCGCUGUUAUUACGGAGCGGGGGAUGAUGAUCAUGGCGCCGGGACUCAUAUUUGAGGCUCAAGAGCAAGACAUGAGGAUGGAAAUAGGGCCUUUAGUUAAAGGAGAGCAGUUCUUGGUUCAAUGUGUGAGUGCCGGGGAGGAGAAUAAGGAGAAUAGCUGGUUCCAUGUUCGCAAAACCAGGACAGACGAGGUAUCGGACAAGUUGAGCCAACUACCGCCAGCAUCUUCGGAGGCUUGCCAGACAAAGACUGAGGGAAGGGGAGGCCACUGCGAUCAAUGUCAAUAUGCGUUGAUCCUUAAACGAGGCAAGCGUCUUGACGUUGCGAACUAUGACGAAGGCGCAAUUGAUCAUCAGGCGCUCCUUGUCAGUAUCGAGCAGGGACGGCCAGGUAUGGUCAUCUUCUCGGACAUUAUAUAUAAUGUGUCCAUCAACCAGUUUCCGGGUGAGGUGCGGCAAGAUCCCCGAGAGGUCACUGGAUCUGCUGUUAUCUCGGUCAGUGAUCGUUCCACGGCCAACAUCGACCAUUUGGCAUUAGUAAACGGGGUUGAGAUAGGAUCGGAGUUGAAAGCGAGUGGAGACAAAGAAAAACGGCUACCAGUUUUCAAUGGUUGGAUGCUCCAAGAUACGCAGGAAUGGUGUAUUGGUUGA